AUGACAGCUGCCAGAAUUGUUUUUUCGAAUAAGAAUUUUUUGAAUUCAGAAGUGACAGCUGUCAUUGAAAAGCAAAAUUUGGAAUUUAUGAAAAAAUUGUCCAUUGAUUAUCCAGAGACAGGACUGAAACCAACCAAGAACUCAUUCAUUGUGAAUGACAUGGAUUUAAUAUUCGAAUCAUUUGCCAGUGAUCCAUUCAAUGUUGGUAUUAUUUGUACACUUGCCAUUCUGUCAGUUGCCAUUGUCUCUGUUUUUGUAACAUCAAUUUUUGAGAUUCCAAUUCUGAAAAAUGGAAAGCUUUCUCUUUUCAUUAAUAUUUUAAUUUGCUCCAUCAUUACUUGUUUUUUAACUUUGAUAACUUUAAUUGAACUAGUUGCUGGAUUGAGAUUAUUAAGAAUUCCUAUUAAUGGAUUAUCAAUUAUGAAUUUCACACUUCAAAUUGGAUUAUUUUCAGAAUAUCUAUUCCAGAUUACAAAGGCAUUUAUUCUAACAAAGAGUGUAAAGAAGGCAUAUACACUCUUGACUAUUCCUUUAUUGAUUUGUUCCUUGUCAACUGUGGUCAGCAUUCUGCCUCUUGCAUUUCAUGAUAUCAAGAUUGUGAAAAAGUACUUUUUCGAUAUUAUUAUUUUAGGACAAGGUAUUUUAUUGUUUAACGUAUUGGUAAUAUUCCCUGCAAUAUUAUCAUUAAUUGAAAAGUUGAGAUCUAGGAAAAUUCCAGCUCUUUAA
Naegleria gruberi is the source of this 726-nucleotide messenger RNA. RefSeq lists its product as uncharacterized. NCBI's taxonomy places the organism in Eukaryota, Heterolobosea, Eutetramitea, Acrasida, Naegleriidae. The record is from RefSeq and is a predicted model, not a curated record. Bases 1 to 726 code for a protein of 241 amino acids. The transcript has a single exon.